CCGUGGCUCUCGGUCGGGCGACAGAGACUGGAGAGCGAUGGAGGCUUCCCGGGACGAAGGGAAAGGAACAUCUAAAGCACUGAAGAUUGGCUAAGGACAAGGACUUUAGCAUUUACAAAAGCGGAGAUUAGAAGACAUCCGAGGCAUCAGGAUUCAGACAUACUUGUUGCAACUGUCGACAAAAGGCAGAUUGAUCGGGACAUGCGUUAGGCUGCACCAUGGGCUCAUCUCGGGGAAUGGGCACCCUGCGGGACCUGCAGCUGGCGCUGCAGCUGAAGAUCGAGGAGCUCCGGCAGCGGGACGCUCUGAUCGACGAGCUGGAGCUCGAGCUGGACACCAAGGACGACCUCAUCAGACAGCUGCAGCUCGAGCUGGACCGCCACCGCACCGCCUCGCAGAACCCCGCCAACGACGGACACUCAGGCUCAGUGGGGGGUGCGUCUCCCACCUUGAGUGACGAGCCCCAGAGGACCAAGCGCCAGGCCAUCUCCGCCGAGCCCACCGCCCUGGACCCCGCCCAGCUCACACACGUCACCCUCACCAACUACAGCAAGAGCCAGGAGUCUCAGGAGCUCAUUCAAAGAGCACUGCUAGAGAACGACUUCAUGAAACAUUUGGAGCACGGACAGAUCCUGACUAUAAUGGAAUGCAUGCACCCAACCAGUGUGUCCCAAGGAUGCUGUGUCAUCCAGGAAGGAGACGAUGGUUCCACCGUUUAUGUUCUGGAAGAGGGUAUGGUGGAAGUUACCAAAGAAGGGAAGAAGCUGUGCACCAUAAAUGCAGGGAAAGUGUUUGGGGAGUUGGCCAUCCUGUACAACAGCAGUCGGACAGCUACCGUUACAGCCCUGACGGACAUCAAGCUGUGGGCGAUAGACAGACAGGUGUUCCAGACCAUCAUGAUGAGGACUGGACUCAUCAAACACUCCCAGUACAUGGAGUUCCUGCGCAGUGUUCCCUCCCUGCAGGCCCAGCCCGUGGACGUCCUCAGCAAACUGGCCGAUGUUCUGGAGGAGACUCAUUACAGCGAUGGUGAUUACAUCAUCCGCCAGGGCGCCACUGGCGAUACCUUCUUCGUCAUCAGUGAAGGACAGGUCAAGGUGAGCCAGCAGAACCCUGUGAGCGAGGAGCUGGUGUUUCUGAACACGCUGACCAAGGGAGAGUGGUUUGGGGAGCAGGCCCUCAAAGGCGAGGACGUCCGAAUGGCCAGUGUCACAGCUGUGGGUGACGUCACCUGCUUGGUCAUCGAUCGAGAUACGUUCAAACAGCUUAUCGGCGGUCUGGAACAGGCGGACAACAAGCAGUAUGACAGCGACGAGCUCAGGGCAAAGGUUGAGGCUGAGGAGGUGUACUUCUCCAGCGUGUCUCUCAAUGACUUCAACGUCAUCUGCACCCUUGGGAUGGGGGGCUACAGCCGCGUGGAGCUGGUGCAGUUGAAGAGCGACAGCAGCCGUUCGUUUGCGAUGAAGGUGCUGAAGAAGAGACACAUCCUGGACACCAGCCAGCAGGACCACAUCCUGUCUGAGAGACGCAUCAUGAAGGAGGCCCACAGCCCCUUCACCGUCAGGCUGUACCGCACCUUCAAGGACUCAAAGUACCUCUACAUGCUGCUGGAAUCCUGUCUGGGAGGAGAGCUGUGGUCACUGCUCAGAGACAGGGGUUCCUUUGACGACGGCACCACGCGGUUCUACACGGGCUGCGUGAUCGAGGCGCUGGCCUUCCUCCAGUGCAGGGGCAUCAUCUACCGGGACCUCAAGCCCGAGAACAUCAUCCUGGACCAGCGCGGCUACGCCAAGCUGGUGGACUUUGGCUUCGCUAAGAAGGUGGGUCUGGGUAAGAAGACCUGGACGUUCUGCGGUACCCCGGAGUACGUGGCCCCCGAGAUCAUCCUGAACAAGGGCCACGACAGCUCGGCCGACUGCUGGUCCCUCGGGAUCCUCAUCUUCGAGCUGCUGAGUGGCAGCCCCCCGUUCUCGGGUUCCGACCCCAUGAAGACGUACAACAUCAUCCUGAGAGGCAUCGACAUGGUCGAGUUCCCCAAGAAGAUCACCAAGAGUGCUGCCAACCUCAUCAAGCGUCUGUGCAGGGACAACCCAUCUGAGCGUCUGGGGAACCAGAAGAACGGGGUGAAGGACAUUCAGAAACACAAGUGGUUUGAGGGAUUCAACUGGGAGGGGCUCCGCCAGGGGACCAUAGACUCCCCCUACACCCCCACUGUGACCGGGCCGCUGGACAACAGUAACUUCGACUACUUCCCCGAAGACACCGACGAGCCCCCGGACGAGGAGUCAGGCUGGGACCUGGAGUUCUAGAGAGAAGAGCUCUCUCAGCACUGUGUGUUAUAAAGUGUGUUGUACGCGUUGCUAUUCAUUGUUACCCUUGGAUAUGUUUGUAUAGUCUGAUGUUUUAGGGAGAAAUUGGUCAACAGGGUUGGAGACGGUUUUGUUUGAUGUAUUAAAGGAUGCGUCAUCAUAAA
Molecule: messenger RNA, 2473 nt
Organism: Gadus morhua (Atlantic cod)
Lineage: Eukaryota; Metazoa; Chordata; Actinopteri; Gadiformes; Gadidae
Product: cGMP-dependent protein kinase 1
Exons: 22
Coding region: 219-2309 (696 amino acids)
Biological process (GO): protein phosphorylation
Molecular function (GO): cGMP-dependent protein kinase activity; ATP binding
Source: RefSeq, a predicted model, not a curated record